UGUUACCUGUCAGCGGCGGCGGGCGGAGGAGGCGGCGGCGGCGAGGGGACGGCGCGGCGGGAUGGAGGGGCUCAUCCCGCUCGUCAACCGGCUGCAGGAUGCCUUCGCGGCGCUGGGCCAGAACUGCCUGCUCGACCUGCCGCAGAUCGCCGUGGUGGGCGGGCAGAGCGCCGGCAAGAGCUCCGUGCUGGAGAACUGCGUCUCCAGGGAUUUUCUUCCACGAGGUUCAGGAAUUGUAACAAGACGACCAUUGGUCCUGCAACUCAUCACUGCCAAAACAGAGUAUGCUGAAUUUCUACACUGCAAAGGGAGGAAAUUUACUGAUUUUGAUGAAGUUCGUCAGGAAAUUGAAGUAGAAACAGAUAGAAUAACAGGAAUGAACAAAGGCAUUUCUUCAAUUCCUAUUAAUUUAAGAAUAUACUCUCCACAUGUAUUAAGCCUGACUCUUAUUGAUUUGCCGGGAAUCACUAAAGUGCCAGUAGGGGAUCAGCCUCCAGAUAUUGAGCAACAGAUCAGAGACAUGAUAAUGCAGUUCAUCUCUCGAGAAAACUGUCUGAUACUGGCUGUGACUCCAGCUAACACUGAUCUGGCUAACUCAGAUGCACUGAAGUUAGCUAAAGAAGUGGACCCUCAAGGCCUUAGGACCAUUGGUGUGAUCACAAAAUUGGAUCUGAUGGAUGAAGGAACAGAUGCAAGAGAAAUUCUAGAAAACAAACUGCUCCCUCUUCGUAGAGGUUAUAUUGGUGUUGUAAACAGAAGCCAGAAAGACAUUGAUGGGAAGAAGGACAUAAAGGCAGCUCUUCUAGCAGAAAGGAAAUUCUUUCUUUCCCACCCAGCAUAUAGGCACAUGGCUGAUCGGAUGGGAACACCAUAUCUCCAAAAAGUUCUAAACCAGCAACUUACCAAUCAUAUUCGGGAUACCCUGCCAGCCUUCAGAAGCAAACUCCAGAGCCAGCUGCUUUCUAUAGAACACGAAGUAGAGGCAUACAAAAACUUCAGACCAGAAGAUCCAACCAGAAAAACAAAAGCCCUGUUGCAGAUGGUACAACAGUUUUCAGUGGACUUUGAAAAAAGAAUUGAAGGAUCAGGAGAUCAGGUUGAUACACUAGAACUUUCAGGAGGUGCCAAAAUCAAUCGUAUUUUCCAUGAACGUUUUCCUUUUGAACUAGUGAAGAUGGAAUUCAACGAGAAGGAACUGCGGAGAGAAAUAAGUUAUGCCAUCAAGAACAUACAUGGUAUCAGAACAGGUUUGUUUACUCCAGAUAUGGCAUUUGAAGCCAUAGUUAAAAAACAGAUAGUCAAGCUGAAAGGACCUUGUUUAAAAAGUGUGGAUCUGGUGAUGCAAGAGUUAAUCAACACUGUCAAGAAGUGCACCAAAAAGUUGGCAACGUAUCCAAGGUUGUGUGAGGAAACAGAAAGAAUUGUUGCCGGCUAUAUUCGUGAAAGAGAAGAGAAGACCAAGGAUCAGGUGCUGCUGCUGAUUGAUAUCCAGGUUUCUUACAUCAACACCAACCAUGAAGACUUCAUUGGCUUUGCAAAUGCCCAACAAAGAAGCAGUCAGGUUAACAAAAGUGCAGUGGGAAAUCAGGGAACCAAUCUACCGCCUUCAAGGCAAAUUGUCAUCCGGAAAGGCUGGCUGACCAUCAACAAUAUUGGCAUCAUGAAAGGAGGAUCCAAGGAAUACUGGUUCGUUCUAACUGCAGAGAGUUUGUCCUGGUAUAAAGAUGAUGAGGAAAAAGAGAAGAAGUAUAUGCUUCCUUUGGACAACUUGAAAGUGCGAGAUGUUGAAAAGAGCUUCAUGUCAAGCAAACAUAUCUUUGCAUUGUUUAACACAGAGCAGAGGAAUGUUUACAAGGAUUACCGUUUCCUUGAGCUAGCCUGUGACUCCCAAGAGGAGGUGGAUAGCUGGAAGGCAUCUCUGCUACGAGCCGGUGUCUAUCCCGAUAAAUCCUCAGGGAACAACAGAACUGAAAAUGAGGAGACUGGCCAAGCAGACAAUUUUUCCAUGGAUCCCCAGCUGGAGAGACAGGUGGAGACAAUUCGAAAUCUUGUGGACUCCUACAUGUCUAUUAUAAACAAAUGUAUCCGAGAUUUGAUUCCGAAAACCAUCAUGCAUCUUAUGAUCAAUAAUGUAAAAGAAUUUAUCAACGCAGAGCUCCUGGCUCAUUUGUAUUCUUCUGAGGACCAAAACACUCUAAUGGAGGAGUCGGCUGAACAGGCGCAGAGGCGAGAUGAAAUGCUCCGCAUGUACCAAGCGCUAAAGGAAGCCCUAGCCAUCAUUGGCGAUAUCAGCACUAGCACUGUCUCGACCCCUGCACCCCCUCCUGUGGACGACUCUUGGCUUCAGCAGGCCCGCAGAUCACCUCCUCCAAGUCCCUCAACUCAGAGGAGGCCUACGUUAAACAAUCCCCCAACCAGACCUUUAUCUGGCCGAGGACCCGCUCCUGCAAUCCCAUCUCCAGGCCCUCAGUCGGGGGCUCCUCCGGUCCCAUUCCGCCCAGGACCACUGCCUCCGUUUCCAAGUGGUGGUGAAGCCCUUGGAGGACCUCCUCAGGUUCCCUCUCGGCCGACCCGGGCUCCUCCCAGCGUCCCAAGUCGAAGACCACCCCCUUCACCUACUCGGCCCACUGUAAUUCGUCCGUUAGAUUCAUCCCUGUUAGACUAAAAGAAGUUUCUGGCAUGUCAUUCAUUGUUAACCAAAUAUGUGGAAGCAAAUCGCUUGAUAACUGUUGCAAUAACCAAUGUAUAGUUGCAUGUACGGACAUCUAUAGGCAAGUAACCGAUUUUACUGAUGUACUCUCUGUCCAUUGCGCACUGUUUCUGAGGUCUUAAAUGUUUUGGGAAGGUCUGUGCUGCCUUGACUUUUCCUUUUGCAAUAGCUGAUGUUGGCUAACUUACUGACACGCGUGUUCACCCAGGCAACUGUGCUCACAGGCUCGUAUAGUCAAAGGAGGGCUUGACUUUGUGUGUGUUUGUGCACGUGUUGAUUUGAUUUUUUUUAAUUUUUUUUUACCCUUAUCUGAAAGGAAUCUUGCUUUUAUUUGUACCUUUCAGGUUUUCUGUCAUUUGGAAUUACAGAGUUAUGCCUGUUUUCUUUUUGAAUGGCUAAACUGGUCAGAGAAAACACAAUGUGGUUUCUUACCAAGCUCUUCUGAAGGCCCCACACUUCCACGCCUCUCUUGCAAGAAGCUUGCUGGACGGCUGCUUCUCCUAGAAUUUCUCCUUAUCCACAGUCUAGUUUUUAAGGAAUGUUGUUAAACAAGAAGAGUGUGUAUGGGACCACGGGUGCGUUACUUUAUUCCCACAUUGGUGGCUGAUGGGAGUUGGUUGGGUGGUCAGUGAGGACCGGGCGGCGGUGUCCCGGCUUGCAAGGCUCAGUGCGGAGCCAUCUCGCCCCGCAGCAAGGAUGCGAAAGGGCGGUUUGAAGAGCCGGUACGUGACAGAGUGGCGUGUGCCAGCCCGCUCCGUCCUCUGCUAGUGCUUGCUGGCAUUUGUACUCCCACUGAACUCACGGGAAACCCUGUGGGUAUGUGAGUGCGUGUAAUACGUAUAAACGCACUCUGAGAACCCAGCGUUGGUUUUGGUCGUUUUGUGAAACAGAAGGAAAAAUAGAUACGGACGUAGCUAUGUGCACUGCUGUAAAUGGACUGUGUGAGCUAAUUCACAGAGGUAGGGCCUAGAGUUGCGUCUAGUUUGGAUUUGAGAUAUUUGUUCACGCCAGCUGAUAAAGUUCCACUAUGCCCCCUAUAUAAAGGUUUUCUCUUUGCAUCUCCUGGAGUCCCGCACGCCUCGGGUUAGGGUCACUUUUCCAGCCGGGUGCUGAGACCUGCUCAGCUGUGCAUCCUGGCCAUGAACCAUUUUGGCAGAUGUUCACUUUGCAGAGGUCCUCUCUGCCUAUUGUUUUGCACGUUAUAUAUUAAUGAAUUACAAAAACCUGUUGUCUUAACUGCAUGACUUCACUUUAAACACUUUGGGUCAGUGUCACCCUUACAGUUUAAAAUUUACUGAGUUAACAGCGUUAAACUAGAGAUGAAUUUGGCCUUGUUUCUUCAGAAAAAUAUUAAUUGCUGCUAUUACAAUUACGGUUACAGAUCCCUACGCAAAGCGAUUGGUGGUUUCAAAGGCCCCCAGUAUGAUUAGUCUAAUAAAUUUAUUUAUUGAGCCGGCAUGCAGGGCUUCAGUAUGCUGUGGCCCCAUGGUUAGGAAGAAUCCCAUCAAAGAGCCACAACCGAUGGGGAUUUUGCCUAGUAAGUGUUCCCAGACUGCUGAUUAACGAACAGUUGUGCUCACUGCGGAAGCAAAUCGCAUCUCAGCUUGCGUAAGAGAGACGAGCUUGGGAAAGCAUCGUGAUUUGUAUGUUAGCCUAACUUUAAUUUCCUGUCAACCUCGCACUUGUGACGCACACCUGGGGAGUCUAGAGGUCAACAUCUGAAGCCCAGCGAAGAUGGAGUUUGUCAGAGCACCGGCGUCUUGGCGAUCUCGGAAGACUGCUGAAGUGGCCGGUGUUUGUUUGGAGAACAAGCGCAGAUCUCCAACACCAAGUGGACAGAACCGGCUUUCAAGGAAAAAAGAUUGCAAACCCAACUACAGUCAUUUUGAUUUGUGCUACCAAAAAAAAGGAGAACAUGUUAUGAUGGUAUUUCUUGUGUUCUACGCCGUUUUCCACUGCGUAGCGCUCUCUGACGUAACAUUCAACCCAUCUAUUAGCUGUAUUUUUAUAAAUAGCUAUAGGAGUCCAUCCUGUUGCCUAACCAGCAAACCUGUAUAUAGUUUAUCAGAACUAUUUGUCUGCCUGCUGACAGAAAGCCAAGCUCUGCGCCUCUUCCGCUUCAGCCACAGAAUGUCGCUUUGACCCCGCAUUUUGAAAUUCAUCCAGUGACAUUGCAAGGCCCUGGUCUGGCUUUAUCCUACUGUCCCCUAAACACUCGACUUAGUUGUCCAAGGUCCCUUUUGUUCAGUGGCGAGAGGCAGAGGCUCCAGAAGGUGAUUCAGAGCGGUGUGGCUGCAUGGCAGUGGAGGGUGGUACCGCCGGUAAGCCAGGAGACUCAUUAGAUGACACAGAUCCUGGCCUAAAAACACGUUUUAAAAUCCUCCGUACUCGAGGCUCCUUCAUUUACUUUAAUGACUGUUUGUGUCAAGCAUCAGGAAGUAGGAGGCACAAUUCAGCACCGUCCUUUACUCUGCCCUCCAAGAAAUUGUCUUUCUCAGCAGUAAUCUUGAAUUGUAAAUGGAGCUCUUGAGGGUAGAUUUACUUGAGAGAGGAGGAGGAGGAGGAGGGGGCAGCGAGGCGCCUGUGGCCCCACGGUCGGCACCAUCUGGUUCUAUGCUCGGUGUGGAGGUGGUGGGACACAGCUGCACAGCCCCCCUUCCUCUGCAUCCUCAUUCAGAUCCCAUCUGAAUCUGGCCCUGCACCCAAAAUGUAACGCUUUUAGAUGUGCAGGUUCAUAAUUAACCUUGAGCACAGCUCCAGAGUUUGGUGAUUUUACCUCUAACUUCUUGCAUAUAGGCUUUUCGGAAUAAACUGCGAGGAGUUGUUGUUUCUAGGGAAAAUGCUAAGUGCUUCCCAAGGAGUUGCCACAUCCAAUUGAGUAAGUCCCGACUUGCCAACCCCAGCCCCUUUCCUCCUGCGGUGCAGUGCCUGCAACAGGUUGGUUUGUCCCACCCGCUCCUGGUGCUGGCGAGUCGUGUCUCUCCCAUCCCUUGUUCUCCAUGCCCGAAGGAGCACGUCCCUGGAGGUGUUCAAGGCCAGGCUGGAUGGAGCUUUGAGCAGCCUGGUCUGGUGGGAGGUGUCCCUGACCAGGGCGGGGGGUUGGAACUAGAUGAUCUUUAAGGUCCCUUCCAACCCAAACCUCUAUGGUUCUAUGACAGCAGGACAAGCACCCCGAGGAGGGACUGGCUGCCUCCGACUGCCCUCUCUGCAGACGCCCUUCCACAGGGUGAGCUGAGCCUGAACUCCCGCAGACGAGAAGCACGGGUUGCUCUCCCUUUCUUCAGUUCCCUCUGGCAAAGCUCAGAAGAUUGCCAGGGAGCAUGGAGACUCCCGUUAAGCAACCACAGAGUUUCUGCUCUUAUGUGAGGUGUAUAAUUAGCUGGGUGAUGUACGUAGCUAAGUUUCAGGAGGGUGCUCAUCUAGUAUCGCAUUUAGGCUGAGCCUGGGUCUCCGCCUAGAGAACAUGUUCCUCCUCUCCUCGCCACGGCUGACCUAGAGCUUGAGCGUGCCGUCAGUAGCUCUCGGCCUUUCAUCUCAAGGGAUCUUGUGUUAGGAUUAAAAAGAUUGUAUGUUCAAUGAAAAGGCUUAUGUACAUAGUCAAUGUGUGUUUAUUUUAUUGCUGAUCUUGUUGCACUUUCUGAGUAAGCCUCAUAAAAGUAGAUUAUUUAUUAUAUUAGAGGAGAUAACAUUAUAGGUUAUGGCAUUUCGUGUUAAAGCAUAACAUAGAAACUAUUAUACUCUCUAUCGCAGACAGCUACACUACACGUGUAUAGAGCAUACUGAGAUUACUGGCUAGUUCUGCCUUUCUGUCUUCAAAUACUCCAAACCUCCUCAAUUCAAAGCAGACCUGUUUUGCACCUGCGACACCAGGGAGGCAUCCAACCGCUUGGUGUGCUUACGGCGCAGUUCCUCCCGCUGUGGCAUCGAACCUCCUUCCCCGGCUCUAGCAGAGCAGCUCCCUCAUGUAAACGAAUGUUACUCUGCCUGUCUUUCCUCUUGCUUUGUCUGCAGGCGAGCUGAUACCGAUGGCUCCUCCCGUCCAGACAGUCCUCCACUCUUGCUUGAUCUAUGAUUUGUCCCGUCUUGCCGGCCGUUUGCUUUACUGCCUGUCUCUUUACUUUUCCAGGAUGGUGUAAACGAUGACUUCUUUUUUGUAAGAAGCAAACGCUUUCUUUCUUUCUGAAUUUUGCUCUGUAUGUUAAUGCCCUACUUCAUAUGAGCCAAUGCAUCUGCCUUUGGUUUCAUAAUCUGUAAAUGGUUCCCGGUGUUGACCUUUGAGCACAGCAAGUCGAUUCCCGAAACCAUGGUCAUUACUGAGCAUCACAAACACCUGCUGUAAAAAUGUUACGCUGCAUUUCUGAAACCUGAAAUAAACUGUAACUCUUGA
Messenger RNA from Chroicocephalus ridibundus (black-headed gull), 7097 nucleotides. It is a transcript of the gene DNM3, whose product is annotated as dynamin 3. Gene Ontology annotation, biological process: synaptic vesicle endocytosis; receptor internalization. The transcript has 22 exons. Gene Ontology annotation, molecular function: GTPase activity; microtubule binding; GTP binding. Lineage: Eukaryota; Metazoa; Chordata; Aves; Charadriiformes; Laridae. Bases 62 to 2665 code for a protein of 867 amino acids. Gene Ontology annotation, cellular component: cytoplasm; microtubule; plasma membrane. The record is from RefSeq and is a predicted model, not a curated record.